Molecule: messenger RNA, 2979 nt
Organism: Frankliniella occidentalis (western flower thrips)
Lineage: Eukaryota; Metazoa; Arthropoda; Insecta; Thysanoptera; Thripidae
Product: histone acetyltransferase KAT8-like
Exons: 7
Coding region: 129-1445 (438 amino acids)
Biological process (GO): regulation of DNA-templated transcription
Molecular function (GO): histone acetyltransferase activity
Source: RefSeq, a predicted model, not a curated record
CUUCUUCAGCUUCAGCUUCAGUGUGGUGUCGGCUGUCGGCGCGGUGAGAAACCUGCCGUGCCGGACUGCGACCGCGAAUCGUCUCACUCACUUCGCUCGCGCUCCAGCGGUGCCCGCCGGUCGAAGCCAUGGUGUCCAAGGUCGAGAAGAAAUCCGAGAGUGCGUCGUCCGACGGCAAGACCCUGGACGGCGAGGACGGGGACUCGCUCGACGAGCAGCCCCUGGACAUCGGCGAGCACUACCUCGUCCGCAGAGGGGACGACACAUGGCAUCCCGCUGAAAUCAUUCAAUCUCGCUUCAAUGAACAAGAAAACCAAUAUGACUACUACGUACAUUACGAAGGUUAUAAUAGAAGACUUGAUGAAUGGAUACCUCGGGAUCGGAUCAUGCUCUCUCGCUUUAACAUGUCAGACCACCAGUGGAAGAAUGACCAGAGAACAGGUGAUUUAUUUGCGGAUCAGUCAGACCGAAAAAUCACAAGAAACCAGAAGAGACGCCAUGAUGAAAUUAACCACAUUCAAAAGACGUACGCUGAGAUGGAUCCAACAACAGCCGCCUUAGAAAAAGAACAUGAAGCAAUAACAAAAGUUAAAUACAUUGAUCGUAUUCAAAUUGGGCGGUAUGAAAUUGACACUUGGUAUUUCAGCCCUUACCCGGAUGAAUAUGGGAAGCAGCCAAAGCUAUGGAUUUGCGAAUACUGUUUAAAAUACAUGAGGCUUGAAAAAACCUACAGGUAUCACAUGCAGAGUGAAUGUACUGCAAGGCAACCUCCAGGAAAAGAAAUUUACCGCAAAGGAACUUUAUCUAUUUGGGAAACAGAUGGUAGCCAGUUUAAAGUAUAUUGUCAAAGCUUGUGUCUGUUGGCCAAAUUAUUCCUUGACCACAAAACAUUAUACUUUGAUGUAGAACCUUUUCUGUUCUACAUUUUGUGUGAUAUUGAUAAGCAUGGCUCUCACCUUGUUGGCUAUUUCUCCAAGGAAAAGGAGUCGCCCGAUGGUAAUAAUGUGGCAUGCAUUCUUACACUACCUCCAUACCAAAGGCAAGGUUACGGUAAAUUGCUCAUAGCUUUUAGUUAUGAACUGAGCAAACACGAAGGUGUUGUUGGUAGUCCAGAAAAGCCUCUCUCUGAUCUGGGAAAGCUCAGUUAUCGCAGUUUCUGGUCUUGGGUAUUGCUUGAAAUCCUGCGAGAUUUUCGAGGCACCUUGUCAAUUAAGGAUCUGAGUGAAAUGACAAGUUUUGCUCAAACUGAUAUAAUAUCUACCUUACAAUCAAUGAACAUGGUUAAGUAUUGGAAAGGACAACAUGUAAUAUGUGUUACACCUAAGCUAGUCGAGGAACACAUCAAAUCGUCCCAUUUCAAGAGACCUCGUUUGACUGUAGACCCCACCUGUUUACAAUGGAACCCACCAAGAAGAAUAAAUAAUGUCAGAUAUGGCAAGAAAUAGUUACUGGUAGCACAUUCUUAAGUGAGGGUUUUUUUGAUUUUUUAUUUUACUCUUGCUGUGACGUCAGUAUGUUGAUACGCUUAUAAAUUUGGGUGGAUAAACCUUGAUCAUCUAGCAUGACAGGUUCAUAUUUGUCAAUUGUAAUAUUGCAAGUCAAUGUUUUGUUUACACUGCAGAUUUUGAAGCUUUCAUUUACACCCUCCCCUCCCUUUCCCCUUUUAAAACAAUUUGUUGAAAAUCCCCAAAUUUCAUCCCUUUUACUUUGGUCAAGUUUGUUUCAGAGAAAUUUUUAUUGCAUUUGUGCAUUUUUAUUACUUACUAGUGUCUUCUGUCUGUUGUCUAGUUCAAUUAGUUUUUCCUUACUUUUUCCUUCUCUUCAGUCUUUCUUUGUAUUCAAUUUAGUCUUUACUUUCUGAUCCAACUGUGUCUUGUCUCAUGUCUGCAGCAUUACAAAUGGUAGAUUGAUGGUCUGUAAUUUGUUAAGAUGAUCAGUGUGUGCAUUAGUGCACAUCUUAUGAUGGAAACUUUGUUCUAGUGGAGUAUAUUUCUUUGAUAUAUUAUCUUUAAGAACAGCAGUUUGUAACUAAGAAUUUGCAAUGAGUAGAAACCUUUCUUUUUUAAUUAAUCAAUUAAACAGUUAUUCCCUAUUGUUCUAGCCUUGUCAGAUUUUUAAGCAGUCUUCUGUGCAACUAAUCUUAAGUUCUGCUGUUAGCUGAAUCUAUUCAUGCACUUUCAAUUGUAUUAUGUACCUGAACCCUAGGAAAUGGGUAAUGUUUUGUGCUCUAGCACUUAAUAUCUUAGUUGUGUAAGAAUUAUUUUAAGAUGUAUAUUUAUGUUAGCUUUUGCUAGCCUAGUUGAAUUGGAAGCCCUGGGUAACUUGAUAGUGUUUACAGUUUAGUGGAGAAAAAUCCUGUAUUUGUCAUAUGGCACUCAUCAAAUGAUUCUGUACCAGUACAUUUCAUAUUGCAGUAGCCACGUAGUCAAGUUUUACCCUAUUUUGGUAAUUAAUUUUUAGUAAGCACUGUGCUUUGAUUGCAGUUUAGGAAAGCAAGCCAAGAGUGAUUGUAAGAGCUCUUCUUUUGAUUGUUGCUCUCUUAAGCUCCUAAUUACACACACCAUACACUUGAAUUUGUAAUCUAUAUUUUUUGUCGGUUUUAAACUCAAUGUUGAUUAAUCAAUUACUUAUUAAUUGGAAAGUCAGUGAUGCUGAUGCUUGAGACUGAUUAUAUCACCACUUUUUAUAAUAGUGUAUCCCAUUUCACUGUGUUAUCUCCCACACUGCCAGCAUUGGACUUGCUUUUGGAAUAGACAUUUCACUCCACUUACCUUUUUGGUACUAAUUGUCAGAUUUAGAGGGCCAGUCUUCUGACUGCUAAAGUUAGAAUAUCUACCAUUUUUUGUGCCUUACAGGAAACUGCACUUCUUGUUUCAAAUUGUUUACGUUGACUUUUGUUGAUUUUUUUUGUUCUUGCAGGAAACUUGCUGUUAAAUUAUAAUUACAGACUUUGGACAAUAAAUGUGCUUUAAUCCUUUA